Messenger RNA from Stegodyphus dumicola, 3983 nucleotides. RefSeq names its product inositol polyphosphate-5-phosphatase A-like. Gene Ontology annotation, molecular function: inositol-polyphosphate 5-phosphatase activity. The record is from RefSeq and is a predicted model, not a curated record. Gene Ontology annotation, biological process: phosphatidylinositol dephosphorylation. NCBI's taxonomy places the organism in Eukaryota, Metazoa, Arthropoda, Arachnida, Araneae, Eresidae.
UGUUUAUCAUUUGUAUGUUGCAACACAAGCUAAAAUAUUAAGAACUUUAUAGUCAGUAAGGAGAUUUUUGUAUCUGCAGAUGUGAAAAAACUGAAUUCCAAAGAAUAGUAAAUGACAGGUUAAUAUGUAAUUAAGUGAAAAUAUUAAUUCUGUUGGUGGAGAUUUCCGAAACAUAGGGAAGGGAAAACUACUGUAACACAGCUAGAAUUAUCUAUGAUAUGUGUUUUUCAUAAUAAACUGAAUUGCCUGUUUACUUUUAUUCCUCUAGAUUAAGUAUUACAAAAGCCAUGUUCCGAAUUUCCUUGAUAUAUCCAGAAUACUAAAAAAAUCAUACUUUUGUUGGACCAUGUGUCAAGAAAUGCCAGCUAAAGGUGCUAAAAAGAAACUGACCAACCAAGCUGUUCCUGUCUAUGUCAAAAGUGCCCAAAAUGGAGAAGUUGAAAAAAUGUUGUAUAGAGAUCCAGGGAAUGAAAAUAAGGUGAUCCUUACUUUAGAGAAGAAGGUUUUUGAUCUGGAUCAGCAUGAAGAAACCUUUGCUAGAAGUGAAAAAUGGCUUCAGGAGUUUGACAAAGAACCCAAAGUAUUUGGAGAGGACCUCUUUGAGUUUGACAUUUCUUUCCCUCCAAGUUAUCCUUUCAAGGAAGACACUUGCAGUGGAAGUAGUUAUAUGAGAACCAGAUGCCCUUCAUGGUGCGACAGAAUUCUGUUAAGUAAAAGUGCUUUAUCCAUUGUAAAUACGACUCCAUUAGAUAGUGCAUAUUUACCUAUUGUUUAUCAACUAGUUGGUGAGAAUGUUUCAAUGGGAGAUCAUAAGCCAGUGAUGUUAAUGUUCAAUCUUCGGCAGCACACAGAGGGUGACCAUCUCAGAAAAUCAAGCCAGCAAUCCCUCUUUGAAAAUAUUAGCCAUUGUGCUGUUUCAUCUUUUCACCCAUUUUUUACUGGAAAAAUCACACAUGAAGAAUCUUGCGUCCCUUCCACCGCCACAGGUAAAAAGCAUCUAAACCUUCCUCGUAUCAGUGUGACUUUCCCAGCUUCAAAAAACACCACUUCAUUCAGCCGUUUUAUACAUGUGAAGCACCCAGGCUCUCCUGCCCGAAUAUUUAGAGAAACUACUGUUUAGACCUGUUUAUUUUCCAUCAAUUAAACCGGAAUCUUCGAAUCAUUACUUUCUAAAUGUACAAAAUAUCCUGGUGUUGACAAAUGAAGUGAUCCAGUAGUAAGAAUUCUUCCUCCUAGCUCUACUUAUGUGCAUAAGAAACAAAGCUAAUAUUUCAAAGUAGAAAUAAACAUGGAUGAAUAUCUAGACAAUCACGAAAGUGUCUUGCGACAUUAGAGUCAUAACUUUUCAUUCGAUAUUAUUUAUUGUUAAAUGGAAGUUAAAAGCCCAGGAAAUGAAAUUUUACAUGUUGCAUUGUUUAACUUCUAUAAUUCAUUCAUACACUGUGUAUUAAAAGUGUUGUCGUAAUCUCAAUGCGACUCUGUCGUGCCAAACUUUGAUGGAAGACUGAAAUGCUGUACUCUGCUGUGAUUUAAUUUAUGACCUGUUGUGUUAAGAUCAGUUCCCCCCCCCAUAUACAGAAGUUUAUAGGAUAUGUUUUGCUUGACUGUAGUUAGGAUAUGAAAUCUCAUAGAAUGAAGUACUAAGAACUAAGAAAAUGCCUAAAAUGCUUUUAAUUUAGUUUAUAACAUUUCCUUUAAAAUUCAGUAUUAUAAUGGGCUUUCCUUUUAAAUUGAUGGUGUUCUUUAUGAUAGUAUACUUCUUAUUCAUUUUAACUAAAAUACUAUAGUUUUAUUACGCUUUAAAUAUCGAUUAGCAAUUAACUGUAUUCGGCGAUGUUAUGGUAAUUUAUUUAAUACUUAAUUGGAUGGAAAGUAUUCUAUAAAAAUUACUAGCAGUGAAUUUUACAAAUUUUAAGCAUAUCUUUUGAUUUUGUUAAGUUAAUGCUUUGGGUUGAUUCACUUGAAAUGACCAGUAUUUUUCACACGCGGAAAUAAAAUCCUGUGAGAAAAUACAACGUAAUUGAUUAAUGAAAAUAAUUGCUAGUUACAUCUACAAAUUCUUCAAUAAAUGUGGGAAAUUCUAAGAAUAUCUUUCUUGACAAUUUGGAAAAAUUUUGAUAUUAUAACUAUCGUGAAAUAUUCAAAUUGGUAAAUGCUAAAUUGUUGUUGAAGGCUGUCUUGGGUAGAAAAUUAUCCAUACAUAGAAAAUGUGAUAAUAAAAAUGAAUAGGCAGGGGAUUAAACAAGGUAUGGCAGGUUUCACAGCCGGUUGAUAUCGCGAAACGCGUGAUCAGUUCAACUGAACGUGUAUGAUUAACAUAUAGGAUCCGCUUCCCAACAUCCGUCACAACACACUGCGUAAAUCCUUUUCAUUUUCUUCUAUUCUGAAGGGAACAAUCUUCUGAAUAGAGUAUGAUACGCCUUGCGUUAUCCAAUGUAGCAAUUAUUGAUCAAAAUGUUUUACCUUGCCAAUGGCUGUAAAAUGUGGAGCUUAGUUGAUUAGAGCAUUUUUGCUCCAGUUUAUUUGGAUCCGAUUCAGUGAUAACUCUGAAUUCAAUAGGAUCCAAUGGGCAAAAAAUGUGGCCACGGGUUUCAUUUAAAGACUCGUAUCAGCUAAUUCAAAUGAAAGCGUAUAUUAUUUGAUUAGUUUUCUCCUCAACAGUUACUGUGUUAUGCUUUUUGAUAUUUUAACUAUAGAAUAUUUAAGUUAAAAAUCGUAAAGGAAAUUCACAAGCAUUUGACUUAUAUUCACGUCUCAGUUUAGCUUGAUCGUACUUUCUACUGUUAGUAAAGGAUAUCUAGUAGUACUAUUGUAUCAUCCUUAACCUUCCGUAUUGUAGGAAGUAUAAAAUUCAUAUACUGUAUAAAAUGCACCAGAACGAUACAAAGUGUCCUUGACAAGGAAACUGCCAUUUCAAUUCCAACAACCCAAUAGCAUUUUGUAGUGCUUUUAUAAUGCAGUUAUUAAUAAUUUAUAAUUAGGUAAGAAAUUGUGUAAUAUAAUUCCGUUCUUGGGUUGUUACAUAUCCAAUUUAUGUAAAGUAUUCGAAAAAUAUAACGGGAGACUGCCACUGAAAACUCGUUUUCAUAGGUUUUCGUACUUUACUUAUUGAAUGUAUAAAAUCUUAGCAUAGCAAAGAGUUUUUAUCUUAAAACAUGUUUGUCUGUAAAUACAUUAAUACAUCCAUACAUGCAAGAAGGUUUCUUUCUUCGACAAAGCUUCUAAAAAUUAUAUAUAUUCUUGAUUAUUAUACCUAUGUAAGCUAAAGUCACGUUCCUUAUGAAUACUAUUUCUGCAGCUUGCAAUGGCAUAUUAAAUGUCAGGUACCGUCCGGGACCGAAGGAAAAUUCCACCCUUAAUUAUUAUUAGAUGGAAGUCUAUUUCUACCUAUCAACAUAACGGUGAUCGUGAGAAACAUUAUAUUUCUAAAAAGAAAAUAAAACUGUAUUUGAAGAGAACAUAAAACUCCGCAAAUAAAUUUUUCUAUUAGGAAGUAGUCCAAGAAUGUCCAUCCCUUAAAAGUGCCAUCUGAGGCCCCAGACUUCCUUUCUUAAUGCGCCACUAAUAUUGUACGUAAUCAUACUGUAUUGUACCAUUUCUAUAAAAUCUAGUAUAAAAUAUAUAUAAUAUUUUCUGUCAUUGUUAUCAAAUAACAUUUAAACAGCAAAUUCUUUUGAAUUAUACGUCCUACCUACACAAGCAAGCUAUCAUAUUUUACAUAAUUGUUCAAAUAUCAGAAGUAAUCUGAUAAAAUAAUGCAGCAAAGAGACAUGCUUUUAUGCAAGUCACAAGUGAAAGUAAGAUCCUGAUAUUACUCAUUAGGGUUGGUUCACUGCAUUAGUUACAUAUAGCAUUAUGCUGUAGAGCAGAGUUUCUUAAACUGUGGGUCGCGGCACCUGCAGCAGGGGGUCGACAAAAAUUUUAGCAGUUCUGAUAUUUCUUUAACUUGUUAUAAUAAUUUUACAAGUACCAAAUAUUUUUAC